Messenger RNA from Coffea arabica (coffee), 860 nucleotides. The record is from RefSeq and is a predicted model, not a curated record. Lineage: Eukaryota; Viridiplantae; Streptophyta; Magnoliopsida; Gentianales; Rubiaceae.
UUUGGCAUACAUCGAAUGCUGUCCUUCAUUGUCAUGAUUUCCUAUUUUCUCCUUUGUACGCAUUUAGUCAUUUUCUUUCUGGACAAAUUUCUGUCUUUUGAUAUUCAUCUUUGCAGGACAUCUGCAGAAGAAGCAAUUCAAAGGAUGCAGGGCGCUGUGAUUGGGCAACAAGUAGUCCGUCUUUCUUGGGGAAGGAGUCCAACGGCAAAGCAGGAUCUACCUGGUACUUGGACCCAGCCUACAGAUCCUAAUCAAUGGAGUGCUUAUUAUGGUUAUGGACAAGGCUAUGAUGCAUAUUCAUAUGGAGCCACACAAGAUCCCUCAUUGUAUGGAUAUGGUGCAUAUGCUGGUUAUUUACAAUAUACUCAACAGGGUGAAGGUUCUCAAGAUCCUGCAGCAAUAUCAGCUGCUGCUCCUGCUUUAGAACAAAGAGAGGAACUAUAUGAUCCUUUGGCUACACGUGGCGUUGACAAGUUGAAUGCCGCCUACCUUGCUGUCCAUGGAAGUGCCAUUCUGGGCCGGCCAUUGUGGCAGAGGACCUCCUCUUUUACGCAGCAACCUGCUCUGAAUCUGCAGCUGUCAAAUGCAUAAAUUUGCAGUUUUGUGUUUCGUAGUAGGAUUAAAUUGUACUUCAUGAAGAUAAAUGCUACAGUUCGUAAAAGGUAAUUGCUUUAACAUCUUGUAUGAUGCAGUUUUCUCCUGCUGUAGUAUGAGUGGCUUCCAACAUCUUCCUCGUUCAUGUUUACGCGGUUAACCUUCUAGCAAAUUGUUGAUUAAAUGCUUAGAAACAGAAUUCAAAUUCGACUUCAAAAGUAGAUGGAGUUUGACAAGUUAAAAAAGUAACGACUCAGAUUUGUAUA